AUGAAUCGUACACUAAUUGUAGUUCUCUUGACUGCUUUGUUAGUAGCGCAAACAAAUGCGCAGUGGGGUUGGGGUUGGGGAUAUGGUCCUAUGUAUGGUGGUUGGGGGAUGCCAUAUUACGGUUAUGGAUAUAGAAAUCCGGUAGCUGGUGCUGUACGAGGAGCCAUUUUGGGCACAGUGUUUGGUGCACUUUCGGGAAAGAAGAAAUAG
Messenger RNA from Strongylus vulgaris, 210 nucleotides. The record is from the annotation of a GenBank genome assembly. Lineage: Eukaryota; Metazoa; Nematoda; Chromadorea; Rhabditida; Strongylidae.